AUGGAGAAUGCAAAGUUCGUGGAGGAGGCCGGGUAUCGACUCACAUCAGAUGAGAUCGAUCGAGGGUCGAGCUCGGAGGUGUACAAAUGCGUGCGGCAGAAGGAUGGCGUGCCCGUGCGGGUGAAGGUGCUGAGCCUCUCGUUCCCCAUGCCACGACAUCUCAGCAACUUCCAACACGAGUACAACAUCGUCGAGAGUCUCAAGACGGUGACGGGCGUGGUCGCCAUCUACGACCGCAUUUCACGACACAACUUCGAGGCCCUCGUCCUGGAGGACUUUGGCGGCGAUGACCUGUUCAAGUGUCUGGAGCGAGACGGCCCCUUUGCCGCUCAUCUCGAGCAAUUUAUCGACAUCGCCAUCUCGCUCGCCAUUUCUUUGGGCCAAAUCCACAGUCACUCCAUCGUGCACAAGGACAUCAAGCCCGCCAAUAUCAUAUGGAACAGACAGACGGGCGUGGUGAAGCUGACGGACCUGGGCAUCGCUUCGGUGGUGAUCCGCAGCAAGGACACCAACCAGGGCCGCGUGCCCUUCCAGGCCCUCGGGUCCCUGCCCUACCUGCCGCCCGAGCUGUCGGUGCGGACCGAGUCAAAGAGCAUCGACCACCGCAGCGACUUCUACUCCCUCGGCGUCUCCUUCUUCCAGCUCCUCACCGGUCGCCUUCCCUUUCAAGAGAAGACCCCCAUCCGGCUCCUCCACGCACACAUGGCCAAGCCCACUCCGCGCCUUCACGAAGUCGACGCACGUGUCAUCGGCAUCUGUGAGCACUCGCGCCGCGGAGACAACAUCUUCAACACCUGCUUCGACCGCACCACCUUCACACAGCUUACCAACAACCUGACUCUCUAUCCUAACAUCACCUUCAAGUUUCCGGGCGUCCAGGUGGACUUAAUGCCGCACCAAUACUUGCGCAUCCAACUGCGCAGUUCGUAUUGCGUGGAACUGGCCAUUGCGCCCAUCGAUAACACCCUCACCAUCCUGGGCGACACCUUCAUGCGAGACCGCGUGACGAUCUUUGAUCGCGCGAACAAGCGUGUGGGAUUCACGAACGCCAGGGCCUACGUGUGGACCGGGCCACCAGCCGAGGAGUGGGUCUGGUGGACCAUCGCCUGCUCGCUGGCAGGCUUCACGCUAUACAAGCGACAGCGGAUGCCGCACUACGAGCCGCUCAUCUUGGCCGUCGACGAGCUCGAUGACCUUGACGAUGGCCUCAGUUUUGCUCUCCCGCCGACUUCCUCCGCGGAGUCUUCGUCCUCGUCUUCCUCACCGCCCUCGCGCGUGUUGCGUGCCGGAGUGCCGUCGGACUUUACCGGCAAGAGCAGCAACGAGGCCAUGCUCGUCAAUCCGGCCUUCGACGACCCCAGCGUCAUCAGCGAGGAGGUCAUGGACACAUGA
Molecule: messenger RNA, 1392 nt
Organism: Acanthamoeba castellanii str. Neff
Lineage: Eukaryota; Discosea; Longamoebia; Acanthamoebidae
Product: protein kinase domain containing protein
Exons: 6
Coding region: 1-1392 (463 amino acids)
Biological process (GO): autophagosome organization; peptidyl-serine phosphorylation; autophagy
Cellular component (GO): autophagosome; cytoplasm
Molecular function (GO): ATP binding; protein serine/threonine kinase activity
Source: RefSeq, a predicted model, not a curated record